AAUAUCCCCUGCCCACAUGGCCAUUGUAUGGUUAAUUCACUUGUGAGGGUUAGUUGCCUACUUAAAGACUACUAAAACACGAUGAUGUUGAUGUUUUGAAUUUGAGAUGUGACUGAGUUGAGAAUGAGAUGAGCCGAGCUUUUAUAGCUGAACUGACAACUUUAUAGGAAUAAGGAAUAACAAAUUCACGUAGCAUCGCUCGGGACGUUGUCAAUCUGGAAAACCAGCUGUAAAUGCGAGAUCUCGACCAGAUUCUGGCUAUAUAGUGUUUGGAAAUGAAUACCAAAGAGAAGCAAUGCUUGCAGUCUGUGCAUGACCUGAUUUUGCGAGAUGUACGUGCUUGUGAUGUUCAAGACUACCUCUUUGAGACCAGUGUUCUAAAUUUGGAUGACCUGACUUCAUUAGAAGAGGAGAAAAACCCAAAAAAACAACUAGAGAUGAUACUUAAAUGUGUGAAUGACAGACCUGAUUCUUUUCAACACUUCUCAGAUGCAUUGCGAGACAGACAUCCAUAUAUCCUUCAAGAAAUGGAAAAAGCACAAGUUUCAGCUUUUGGUCACAUUUCUUCUGCUUCUCAGCAGCCUGUUUGUCCCACCAAGAACUAUGAGAUUAUUGGUGAUGGAAACUUUGUUGUUGCUGAGUCCGAAAAUACAAGAGUUCACAUGAAGCGAAGAGAUGUUCCUACUGCAGGCCUCACGGGACCAGAGCCAAGUUGAUAAAGGAUUUUAUGUUUCCAACACCUUUCUGCUCGUUGUCUCACCUGAAGAAAGUUCAUCAGGGUCGCGUGUUACAAAGAGUUGUGAUUGAUCCGAUCAACCUAAACUGUAUGGCAAUCUAUCAUGUAAUAGUUUGUCCUAACAUAAAUGAAACUUUGCAUAAUGUUGUUUUGUAAGCGUAGAGGAGCAUUCUGAAUUGUCAAGAAAAUGGCGAACAUAUGAUUAUAGCUACAUCAUAAUAUCUAGAAAAAAAAUAGAGCAAACGUAUGAUUACAGCUACAUCACAUCUAGAAAUUUUUUGUUAGCAAACGUGCACUUUAUCUGUUGAUGUGGCUGUCUGUCCAUAGUUGGGAACGAUCAGAUCAAUCACAAAUCCUUGUGAGACGGGGCCAUGGAGUAACUUCUCAAUCAUCUGCAGCCAAGUUAUGGAGCCGGAUAGCUAUGAUACUGAACACCGUUCCAUGCUUCGUCUGCUGGCCAGUUGUAGGAUUUCGGUUGGAGGACAUUCCUCACCUUGCCCAUUGUGAGGUAAAAUGUGGUUCAAUAUUCAAUGAGUGGUUUAACAGCAGCAUCAUUUGUGUAUGUGCCAGGAUUUCUAACUGCAAGGACAGAAACCUAUAUCAGAGUGUCUAAGAACAGGUUUCAGUCAUCCGUAAAGUUGUGCGUAACUUUAUGAACAGCUUUAUGAAACACCACCCUGGUAACUUUGCCCCAUAUCUUUUGGGACUGCAGAUAUCUAUUUGACUUAAAAGUUAUGCAUUAAUAUUAAUAAUAUAUAGCAUUUAUGAGGCGCCGAUCUAUCUAGUUGCCUAUUCAGUGGCGCACUAUAUAUU
Messenger RNA from Lytechinus variegatus (green sea urchin), 1549 nucleotides. RefSeq lists its product as uncharacterized. Gene Ontology annotation, biological process: regulation of apoptotic process. Lineage: Eukaryota; Metazoa; Echinodermata; Echinoidea; Temnopleuroida; Toxopneustidae. The record is from RefSeq and is a predicted model, not a curated record. The transcript has 4 exons. The coding region runs from base 276 to 716 and encodes 146 amino acids.